Anolis sagrei ordinatus is the source of this 996-nucleotide messenger RNA. NCBI's taxonomy places the organism in Eukaryota, Metazoa, Chordata, Lepidosauria, Squamata, Anolidae. The record is from RefSeq and is a predicted model, not a curated record.
AUGGAUAAUACCACCUUGCUAUGCCAACCUGUGCUCUUUAAUACCACCAAGUACUUUAAAAUCCCUGUAUACUCCAUCGUGGUGGCUACUGGUCUGCCUCUGAACUGCUUGGCACUCUAUGCCUUGAUCCGCCAGAUGAAGAAGUCGGUCAUCCUCUCCGUUUACAUCACGAACUUGGUCUUGGCCAAUCUCUUGCAGAUCUUGACCCUCCCGUUCUGGAUCUACUCUAGCUACCAAGACCACCAUUGGGGUUUAGGGAAGGAGUUCUGCGUCGUGGCCAGUUUAGCCUUCCGUACCAACUUCUAUGCCAAAAACUGCUUCUUGUGCCUCAUCGCCAUGGAGCGAUACAUGGGCCUCGUACAUCCACUGAUGUUCCAGAGGUUGCAGACGAUUCGAGGGGCCGUCAAGAUGAGCGUCGCCACUUGGUUUGUGGUGACCGUUUUGUGUGCGACUGGCAUUGCACUCCAGAUGAAGAAUCCAUACCCAAGGCAAGACAACUGUCUGGAUGAUUCUGUGCUGGACAAAGGCUAUGCUCGGUUUAAGGUGAGCAUCAUCGGCUUCUCCUUCUUCAUCCCUUGCCUUAUGAUGGGCUUCUUCUACUUCAGGGUCCUCUUUGAGCUCCGGAAGGUUGUCUCUUUGGAGAAGAGAGUCAAGAAGCAAAUCUAUGGCUUCGUCUCCCUCAUCAUUGCCACGUUCUUCCUCUUGUUCAUACCAUACCAGGUGAUUUCGUCUUUCAGGUUCUACAGCGAAUUGAUGACCAAAGACGACAGUGUCCAGCUCUGUGAAUUUGUGAAAAAUGUUUUCAUCUACAUGCAGGCGACAUUGUGCCUAAGUACUUUGGACAACAUCUUGGACCCGCUUCUUUAUAUCCUGCUCCUCAAGGAUAUCCGGGCAGAGCUCAAGGAAACACUCAGCAUCAAAGCUCAUGGGACAGGACAUUUGAACAAAUCGGAAGAGCGAGAUAUAUCUCUAUAUUUUACCAGCGAACAGAUGUAA